Molecule: messenger RNA, 453 nt
Organism: Uloborus diversus
Lineage: Eukaryota; Metazoa; Arthropoda; Arachnida; Araneae; Uloboridae
Product: protein GVQW3-like
Exons: 1
Coding region: 1-453 (150 amino acids)
Source: RefSeq, a predicted model, not a curated record
AUGGACAGGAAAGUAGAGCAGCGCGUUUGCGUCAAACUUUGCGUGAAAUUGGGCAAAUCAUUCGUGGAAACUUUCCAAAUGCUUCAGGACGCUUUCGAUAAUGAAGUGCUGAGUCGUUCACGGUGUCAUGAGUGGUUCAAACGGUUCAAGGAAGGCAGAACUUCAACGACAGAUGACCCUCGUUCAGGAAGGCCUUCAACUUCAACUGACGAUGCUCAAGUGGCCAAACUGAAUGCCCUAGUGCGUUCCAAUCGACGUUUAACGAUUCGAGAGAUGGCAGAGGAGUGCCACAUCUCAUUUGGGUCAUGUCAGGAGAUCCUGACCGAAAAAAUUGGAGAUGAGAAGGGUUGCAGCCAAAUUCGUUCCACGUCUGAUGACAGGAUCAGAAAGCGCACCGCCUGGAGAUUUGUCAGGAGCUCUUGCAAAUGGCCAGUUCCGACGAAAACUUCUUGA